Molecule: messenger RNA, 3022 nt
Organism: Daldinia caldariorum
Lineage: Eukaryota; Fungi; Ascomycota; Sordariomycetes; Xylariales; Hypoxylaceae
Product: calcium/proton exchanger
Exons: 8
Coding region: 227-2491 (754 amino acids)
Biological process (GO): calcium ion transmembrane transport; intracellular calcium ion homeostasis
Cellular component (GO): fungal-type vacuole membrane
Molecular function (GO): calcium:proton antiporter activity
Source: RefSeq, a predicted model, not a curated record
AAAAAAAAAAAAAAAAAAAAAAAUCCACAGAAGAGGAGGAAGUCUUGUUACAUAACGGGUCGACGAGAAGAAGAGAAUCGUUACUUAACCUACGCCAAGGAAAUACUUCUCAGUUGUAUCGAGGAAGUCGGAUACAUACGUUAUUAAGACGCCACCCGCCAAAGAGGGAGUACUCGUCUUAUUUAGGUGGUAAACUCUCUCUUUAGGGUUGAUCGCGGUAGACAGCAUGCAUCGCAUACGCUCUUGGGCACGAGGUCACGCGUAUGGAGGCUCUACACGUCCCGCUGCGUCCAAUUCCAACCCCAUCCUUCCCGUGAAUAAUACACACUCGGACCAAAAUCCCGAGAAGAUCCGCCAUGUUAGCGGCGCCGGUUCCGACCGCCACCAGGGCCUUCCUAACUGCUCCCCGAAUACUCAUGAUGUCCCCAGCUCCGGAUCGGAUACCCAGCAUGCCGAUAGGUCGCCGGUGUCAGCAUCUGAAGUGGAGGGGACGGGGCCUGUCGUAGACAAGGACGGCCCCAAAAAGAAACAGAACGUCUUCGUCGAAACCUAUCACGAAUUAAAGAAGGUGAUCCUUCACAGCUGGAUCAACCUAUUCUUGGUCUUCGUCCCCGUCGGGAUUGCCAUCGCGAACAUUCCGAACAAGAAUUCCGGAGCUACUUUCGGAAUCAACGCUGUCGCCAUCAUCCCGCUUGCGGGACUUCUUAGCCAUGCUACCGAGUCCGUCGCCCGCAAGAUGGGUGACACCGUCGGCGCCUUGCUGAACGUAACGUUUGGUAACGCCGUCGAACUUAUCAUCUUCAUCAUCGCUCUAGUCAAGGGAGAAAUUCGCAUCGUCCAGGCCUCGUUGCUUGGAUCUAUUCUUGCGAACUUGCUAUUGAUUCUGGGCAUGGCCUUCUUCCUCGGCGGUCUCCGCUUUCGUGAACAGAUUUACAACAGUACGGUGACUCAGAUGAGCGCCUGUUUGCUGAGUUUGAGCGUGAUAAGUCUCAUGUUGCCGACCGCAUUCCAUGCUUCUUUCCGAGACAAGGAAGAGGCUGAUAAAGAAUCUCUCAAGAUCAGCCAUGGUGUUAGCGUGAUCCUCCUUUUGGUAUACGUUGUGUAUCUUUUGUUCCAGCUGAAGUCGCACGCGUAUAUGUACGAAUCGACUCCUCAGCACAUCAUCGAUGAGGAAGCAACACCUGGUCCGGCUGCCGCAUGGCUCGAGUCUUCUGAUUCUGAUUCGAGCUCGUCAUCGGAUUCGGACUCUGACCGCUCCAGCCACUCGAGAGAAACCAUGUCGAAACGUGUCCGACGAGCUAUCCAUAGGCGUCGCCGUAGAAAGUCAAGUACCGCAUCGGUAGACACCGAAGAGGAAGUUCGAACUCGCACCUCGUCUCUCGGAACCAAUAGUGCUAGUCCCACUCACGAGGGAGGUUCGAAGUCGGGAGAUUCUCUCCAGGGUCCCCUCGCUUUUCCUCGAAUAAACUCUACCGGUACCGAGGAGGCUAUCGAAGAGGAAGAGGAAGAACACACGUCUCGCCGUAAGCAUAAGCGUUCUAAACGCAAGCACCGCAAGCGUACAAGGAAGGCCUCGACCGGUGUCGAAGAAGCUACUCCUCAAAACAUUGCUAGCGUAGGACCGGAUGCGGCACAAGAGCUCGUCGCGAACGGCGGAGAACCCCGUCGUGUCGAUUUUGCGGAGGCAACUGUCAACGUCGAAGGUCCACUCGAGGGUACUCCUGGAUCCAGACGUCCUUUCAAUAACCUGCGCACCCUGUCACUCCGACCUGUGGCUAAGAGCCUGGCACCCCCAGUUUUCACUUCGGAUGUUGGAGCUAUGCCGAUUACGUCGGUCGGACCCGUUCCGCGGGUAAGAUACGGCAUUCGCAGGACCAACUCGCUUCCCGAAAGACUUAACCAAUAUCAGUACCGACCACCCGGAGCCAUGAUGCCUUCUCAGAUCCCUGUUUCUAUCCUAACUGGUAGCGCCGGCGAAGCAGGCGAGAUGCACGGAGAUGACCUUUCUCGUGGCGCAGCUAUCAUUAUGUUGUUGCUCUCGACAGCGCUUGUUGCCGUGUGCGCCGAAUUCAUGGUGGACGCCAUCGACGAUGUGGUGGCGAACAGCGCUCUCAAGGAAACCUUCAUCGGUCUGAUCAUCCUCCCUAUCGUCGGUAACGCAGCGGAACACGUGACGGCCGUUACGGUAGCAAUGAAGAACAAGAUGGAUCUGGCCAUUGGUGUAGCUAUCGGCUCCUCGAUUCAGAUUUCCUUGUUCCUGACGCCUCUCGUGGUUAUUAUCGGUUGGAUCAUCGACCAGCCCAUGACGCUUUACUUCACCUUAUUCGAGACGGUUUGUCUGUUUGUAUCGGCCUUCAUUAUCAACUUUUUGAUCCUUGACGGCCGAAGUAACUACCUCGAGGGUGCUCUGCUCUGCGCUACGUACGUAAUCAUUGCGGUCGUAGCGUUCUUUUAUCCCGAGGGCGACGCUGCCGGUGCUCUAGGUUCCUAAGGGAAACAUUUACAAGACCCCCACACACAGCGGAGGAGAGUAUUUGAAACCUCUUAUUUGACAAUACGCAAUACGACGCAAUGUUCAACUGAAGCAUAUGAGGAUAUGAAUUUUUAGUUGAUUACUUUGAUAUUAAACUUGCCCGAGGCGGUUUCACGAUACUGAUUUAAUGAAUAUGGCACUACACGAUUGAGAGGGAGUUGCCUGGGAUGGGAGACGAAACGAUAUUACUUUUCUACUUUUAAGGGAUGCUAUCUACUUUUCGGAGUUUUGAUCCCCCUUUUUUUGCGAUUUGAUUAUAAACAACAAGUUGCUUUGAUUUUUGAGAGAUAUUAAUUUUUUUCUAUUAUUUCAUUUCGGGACAAAGCUGAGCCAGCCAACUUGGCCGCUCUGAUGAAAGAUAGCGACGACGUUGUGAAACAAACACGUAGAUAGCUUGAGUUACCUAGAGGUAGUUUAGCGACGCAGACUUGUAGACUCGUGGUUGUACAGGCUGCUUAGCGGAUGAAUUGGACAUACUCUCAUUUUGCA